CGGUACCCAAUAGAAAUUUAUCAGAUCUAUGGAUCUUAUUUCGGGUCAUCUCUAAAACCUUUGCCCCAAAAUACUGCUAUACAGACGCCCAUAUACAUAUCUCAGUCUGUAAAGAAGAAGAUGUUACGGUUGAAACAGCUGACGUCACCGAGAUCGGCGGUUACCCUGACUUCACGACUAUCCUUAUUAUUCAGAAAAGAAGAUCGUAAUAAUAAAGAAUUUCGUGUAGCAGCUACACGUUUCACCUCAAAUCGGUUUCUUCAUUUCUAUCAGAUUGGAAAUAAGGAUGCAAUCGAGAAAGAACGUGCUCGGCUUAAAGAUGAAAUGAAUAGAGGAUAUUUCGCUGAUAUGGCGGAACUCAAACAACACGGCGGUAAGAUUGCUACUGCGAAUAAGGUUCUUAUUCCAGCUAUGGCGGCUGUCAAAUUCCCUCAGCUACAAGUGUCUUCCUCAAAUGGAAAUUCUUUUAAACUGCCGAUUACUACUUUUGGAACCGAUGCUGGAUCAUUGAAAGCUGAUGCCCCCAAGGUGACCUUGAUGUGUCUUUCAUUUCGUGCAGCUUCACAGGGUAUGAAUGAUUCUUGGAGUGCUCCAUUUGUUGAGACGUUCAGCAACUCAGAUAAAGUUCAAUUAUAUGAGGUAUCCUUCAUCGAAUCGUGGCUGUUAUCUCUGGCCCCUAUGAAGAAGCUGCUACUUCUCAUGUUGAAGAAGUCAAAACCCCAAGAAAAUGGUGUAUUGCAGAAACAAAUAGCAUAUGCUUUUGGUGACCAUUAUUAUUUCAGAAAAGAGCUGAAAAUACUGAACCUUCUGACUGGCUAUAUGUUUUUGCUCGACAAAUUUGGUAGAAUACGUUGGCAAGGUUUUGGAUUGGCAACACCAAACGAAUUGUCAUCACUUCUAUCUUGCACUUCGCUUCUCCUGGAAGAAGAAUAGUUGUCUAAAUGGUGAUGCUUCAAGGACUUCUGCUUUGAAGGAUGUAUAUUUUGCAUUCAUCAGAUUUGAAAAGGGAGAGUUAAGCAGGUUUUGUUUUUUGUUUUUUUGUAGUUGUUGAGAAUGACACGUCCACCAUUUGGUUCCAGACAUUGUUAAUAACUAUCUUUCCCAAAAGAAAAUUAUAUGCAAUACGAAUUUGCAUCUUAAAUCA
Messenger RNA from Erigeron canadensis, 1144 nucleotides. RefSeq lists its product as uncharacterized. NCBI's taxonomy places the organism in Eukaryota, Viridiplantae, Streptophyta, Magnoliopsida, Asterales, Asteraceae. Gene Ontology annotation, biological process: mitochondrial proton-transporting ATP synthase complex assembly. Gene Ontology annotation, cellular component: mitochondrial inner membrane. The coding region runs from base 121 to 933 and encodes 270 amino acids. The record is from RefSeq and is a predicted model, not a curated record. The transcript has 7 exons.